This is a messenger RNA of Podospora bellae-mahoneyi, 1693 nucleotides long. It is a transcript of the gene RBG1, whose product is annotated as GTP-binding protein rbg1. Gene Ontology annotation, molecular function: GTP binding; GTPase activity. NCBI's taxonomy places the organism in Eukaryota, Fungi, Ascomycota, Sordariomycetes, Sordariales, Podosporaceae. The record is from RefSeq and is a predicted model, not a curated record. Gene Ontology annotation, cellular component: cytoplasm. The transcript has 4 exons. Gene Ontology annotation, biological process: cytoplasmic translation. Bases 1 to 1104 code for a protein of 367 amino acids.
AUGUCGACCACAGUGGAAAAGAUCAAGGAGGUCGAGCUCGAAAUGGCUCGCACCCAAAAGAACAAGGCCACCUCGUACCAUCUCGGUCAGCUCAAAGCCAAGCUCGCCAAACUCAAACGCGAGCUUCUCACCCCCUCGGGCGGCGGCGGCGGUGGCGGCGCCGGCUUCGACGUCGCUCGCACCGGUGUCGCCUCCAUCGGCUUCAUCGGCUUCCCCUCGGUCGGCAAAUCAACCCUCAUGUCCCAUCUCACCGGCCAGCACUCGGAAGCGGCCGCCUACGAGUUCACAACUUUGACCUCGGUCCCGGGUCAGGUGGUGUACAAUGGUGCGCCGCUGCAGAUGAUUGAUUUGCCUGGUAUCAUCGAGGGUGCCAAGGACGGUCGUGGUAGAGGUCGCCAGGUUAUUGCCGUGGCGAAGACGUGCAACUUGAUCUUUAUUGUGCUGGAUGUGAACAAGCCGUUGACGGACAAGAGGGUAAUUGAGGCGGAGUUGGAAGGGUUUGGGAUCAGGAUCAACAAGGAGCCGCCGAAUAUCACGUUCAAGAAGAAGGAUAAGGGUGGACUGAAUAUCACGAGCACGGUGCCGUUGACUCAUAUCGAUAACGAUGAGAUCAGGGCUGUGAUGAGCGAGUACAAGAUCAGCUCGGCUGAUAUUGCUAUCCGCUGCGAUGCCACCAUCGACGAUUUGAUCGAUAUUCUCGAGGCCAAGAGCAGAAGUUACAUUCCUGUCAUUUACGUGCUCAACAAGAUCGACAGCAUCAGCAUUGAGGAGUUGGACCUGCUGUACCGGAUUCCCAACUCUGUGCCCAUCAGCUCGGAGCACGGGUGGAAUAUUGAUGAGCUGAUGGAGGCUGCCUGGGAAAAACUCAAGCUCGUCCGCGUCUACACCAAGCCCAAGGGCCGCAUGCCCGACUACGACGCGCCGGUUGUGCUCCGGUCCAACAAGUGCACCGUGGAGGAUUUCUGCAACACGAUCCACAAGAGCAUCUUGGAGCAGUUCAAGGUGGCGAUUGUGUACGGCAAGUCGGUGAAGCACCAGCCGCAAAGGGUGGGGUUGUCGCACGAGUUGGCGGAUGAGGAUAUUGUUACUAUUAUCAAGCGGUAAAGUAGCCCUUCGCAAGCGCUAUCAGCUUCGAGCCGGCUCUGUUUUUUGGCAGAACGAACGGGCUCAUGGGACGCCGCGGAGUUGGGGUAUGAUGGGGGGUUCUAGAACUCGGCAGGGAGGGCUGAAGAAGCGACAAUGCCACAAGGGAGAGAUGAUAGCUGCUAUGUUCAGUUUGCGUCUGCGGCUGGCUUGUAUCCCUUGCAGAGAGAGAGAGAGAGAGAGAGAGAGAUGGCAAACAAACCCAACCCAGGCACGUGGAGGGGGGAGGAAUGGUUGUGAAUGAGAUAAGGGAGGGGACAUGGGACUUUUUAGCGGCGUUUUGGGGGUACAGAAGGUACUUAGCUGUACCGGCAAAAGAUAUGGAAUUGGGAAAAACGAGAAUGACCUUUUGGAGCUAGAAGUGGGGAUAUGAGCUGGAGGAUGUUAUAUAUCAUGUACUUUUUGUGUGUAUAUGAAACGUUGAUAAUACCUACCUUGCUUGCUUCAGAAGCAUAUCAACUUGACGGCUGAAAUCAGUCAUCACCAAGAAGCACAUGAACAACAAAAAUUGACAGCCGAAGACCUUGUUUCGGUCGAUGUCUUACACUCA